Molecule: messenger RNA, 2125 nt
Organism: Gracilinanus agilis (Agile Gracile Mouse Opossum)
Lineage: Eukaryota; Metazoa; Chordata; Mammalia; Didelphimorphia; Didelphidae
Product: zinc finger protein 2 homolog
Exons: 6
Coding region: 1-1530 (509 amino acids)
Biological process (GO): regulation of DNA-templated transcription
Cellular component (GO): nucleus
Source: RefSeq, a predicted model, not a curated record
AUGGGCCCCAAGACGGUGACUUGGCUCCAGGGUGGUAGUGAUGAUUUGCAGGUAGGCCUGUAUCCGCAGGAGGCGGUGACAUUCCAGGAUGUGGCUGUGGAAUUCACGCGAGAGGAGUGGCGCCUCUUGGCCCCUCCCCAGAAGGAGCUGGCUUCCAGCUCCCCCAGAAGAUGUGCUCUCUUCUUUGGAGCAGAGCGAAGCCCUGUGGGUGCUGGAGCACGAAGGCCUGAGAAGCUGCUGCCCAGCUCCAGUCUUACUAAACAUCAGAGACUGCACACUGGGGAGAAACCUUAUGAAUGUAAUCAUUGUGGAAAAGCUUUCAAAUGUAGCUCCAAUCUUACUAACCAUCAGAGAAUCCACACUGGGGAGAAACCUUAUAAAUGUAAUCAUUGUGGAAAUGCUUUCACAUAUAGCUCCAGUCUUACUAAACAUCAGAGAAUCCAUACUGGAGAAAAACCUUAUGAAUGUAAUCAGUGUGGAAAGGCUUUCAUGUGUAGCUCCAAUCUUUCUAAACACAAGAGACUGCACACUGGGGAGAAACCUUAUGAAUGUAAUCAAUGUGGAAAGUCUUUUACACAGAAGGCCAGUCUUGUUAAACAUCAGAGAAUCCACACUGGAGAGAAACCUUAUGAAUGUAAUCAAUGUGGAAAGGCUUUCACAUAUAGCUCCAACCUUAAUAGCCAUCAGAGAAUGCACGCUGGGGAGAAACCUUAUGAAUGUAAUCAUUGUGGAAAGGCUUUUACACAAAAGGCCAGUCUUGCUGAACAUCAGAGAAUCCACACUGGGGAGAAACCUUAUCAAUGUAAUCAUUGUGGAAAGGCUUUCAAAUGUAGCUCUAAUCUUACUAACCAUCAGAGAAUGCACACUGGAGAGAAACCUUAUGAAUGUAAUCAGUGUGGAAAGGCUUUUACACAGAAGGCCAGUCUUGCUGAACAUCAGAGAAUCCACACUGGGGAGAAACCUUAUGAAUGUAAUCAUUGUGGAAAAGCUUUCAAAUGUAGCUCCAAUCUUACUAAUCAUCAGAGAAUCCACACUGGGGAGAAACCUUAUGAAUGUAAACAAUGUGGAAAGACAUUCAGUCAGAGCUCUAGUCUUGCUGAACAUCAGAGAAGCCACACUGGAGAGAAACCUUAUGCAUGCAAUCAGUGUGGAAAGGCUUUCACAUAUGGCUCCAGUCUUAGUAAACAUCAGAGAAUCCACACUGGGGAGAAACUUUAUGAUUGCAAACAAUGUGGAAAGGCUUUCAAAUGUAGCUCCAAUCUUACUCAACAUCAGAGAAUGCACACUGGGAAGAAACUUUAUGAAUGUAUUGAAGAAGAAAGGCUUUCACAAGCAGCUCCAAUUUUGCUACCCAUCAGAGAAUCCACAGUGGGGAGAAACCUUAUGAAUGCAAUCAAUGUGGAAAAGGUUUCAGGGGAAAAUCAGAACUUAAAUCUCAUCAGAGAAUUCAUACUCCAUAGAAAUCUUACCACUGACAUGAAUGAGGAAAGGCAUUCAACUGGAGUACAGAUCUUGAUGAACAGCAGCUAAUUCACCCUGGGCAAAAACCAUAUAUGGACUCAACGUAGAAAAAUCUUCAGCCAAAGACCUCUUUACUUUACCUCACAAGAAUUUAUACUUGAAAGAAGCCUUUUAAAUGUACUCAACGGGGACAUAUCCUUCUCUAGAUGAUGGAAGUCACUGGUGAAGAGUUAUUUUUUUCUCACUAUAACAGAAUGGUGAAACAAGGGAAAGUAAUUUGUGUCCACCUAUCAGGUUGCAAAAUAGCCACAGGGGCCAGUAGAGUUGCUUAUAAACUACAGAAUUGUGUGAAAGAAAAGAUAUAGAUAUCCUCCAAAAAUAAAAUAUCUUCAGAAUAAGGAAAGGGACUUGACAAUAUUAUGUCAACUGGGGAAAGAAUGUUUGGUAAAGAGAAGACAUCAGAGUUGUUUGAUCAAGGGUAUAAAAAUUGGGGCAAUUAGGAGAAUUUCAGCCUCCCUCAGGCCACCUAUAUGUAUGUGUUCAGGCUACUGCAUGUAACAAGAAACUUCUUAAUAACUUGAGAUAGUUUCUUCUGCCUCUUGAUUUUUCUGCCAAUCAUGGUUUGACAUGUAACAACAGGUGCUUAAUAAAUGGUUCUCCCCAA